CCACCUUUUCUCAUCCUUUGCCAUCCAUCCCCCAACUCACUCACUAUCCCACUCUUUCAAACAGCUGAUUUCCAAGAAAGAAAGGGAUCAUUCGGAAGACAUGUUUAGCAGAUGAUAUAGAGAAGAGCGAUGGAAUCUAUCACAUAGCAGCUCGUUUAAUCUCUCUUGGCACUUUUAGCUUUGGGUAUGAUAUGGCUAGUUUGUUAGCAAUUUAGCUAGCUGACAACCCCGGCUAACGCAGCUAGCGAUGCAAACCUGACUUUCGUUGUGUAAAAUCAAAUAGGAUUUCCUCGCGCUGCGAACAACGUUUGCUGGCUUGUUUUUUCGUUCAUUUUCCUGGAAUCGUUUCGUCUACUGAAAGUGUUUUUGCUCAAAGCAAAUAUAUAGGGUCACGAUAGUCUACUUGCUAAAUACCGGCUAUAUAUAAGGGGCAUGGAACAGCUGGUUAGCAAUCGGGCUGAUGCCAGCUAGCUAACGUUCUACGACACUUAAUUUCAUUGACCGACAUCUGAAGUGGAUGGAAUGGGCGUUUGCUACCUCUAUUUAGCUACCUCCGCAACACAGUGCAACUGGUUAGCUAUAUAAUAAGCUGGUGUAAUUACUCGGCUAACUAUAUGCAAACACAGGUGUGUCUACGUUUAAGGUUUAGCUAGCUAGUUCGUUAGUUAACUUCAACCAGACAAAGGUAGCUAGCUGAGCCCGGGCAAUAAACUAAUGUAGCGCGAGCUGGUAGCCAGGUAAUGUAACAACAUUGUUAGCUAAGGGGAGACUUCUUUCUCGUCGUAAAAUUAGGCCACAAAACAAAGUACAAAUGUAUUGACAGUGACAGGCAUUGUUUCCCCCAACCAGACUUGCAUUGAUUGUGUGAUCACUGGCCAAUUAGAUAGCGAUUGUGUCUGUCUAUAUGACGUUAGCUCAGGAACACGCAUUGCUAAUUAUAUAUGUUUUUGUCGUGACCUACCUACCUCACUGGAGCCAAUACUGGUGAUUCCACGACGAGUCUAAUAGCAAGCUAAACAGCACUGCUCCUGUUAUUACAUAUCUUGCAAGAUAGUUGCCAACCAUAUCAGACAUUAUUUACAUUCUCCGUUGCAUGUUCUACACGCAAGAAACAUAGUCAAUCAUGCCUGCAUAGAACAUUGAAGUGAGACUCUAGCAUCAUGUAUAUGUAAUGUAUGCAACGCUCAAAGUGAGUACAGUAUUAGACAUAGCUCCCAAAUGAAUUAUUCUGAUAGGGGUUUGAAAUAGAAUGGCAUUCCAUGGUACAGGCCGGCAGCAGACAGUAUGUGGUAACCUGUUCCCCGGAUCCGAGUUAGGCCAUAAGUAUUUUUGCGUCAACACCUCAACUGGAGCCACUUCCACGGGCCUCACUGCAACUCCGAGUCUGACUGGACCCACUGCCCCGGCGGGGACGCCACGACAUCCAACAUCUCUUGGGGGAAGCACCGGCGGCGGGGCCGCUGUACCACAGCCCCAUAGUAGUCCUGCCAGUGAAGUACCAAGCCCUGCUGAGAUGGAGCCUGAUCGACCUAUCGGUUAUGGCGCAUUUGGUGUGGUCUGGUCAGUGACAGACCCUCGUGACGGGCGUAAGGUAGCCCUGAAGAAGAUGCCCAAUGUCUUCCAGAACCUAGUCUCCUGUAAGAGGGUCUUCAGAGAGCUGAGGAUGCUCUGCUUCUUCAAGCACGACAACGUGUUGUCAGCGCUGGACAUUCUGCAGCCUCCACAGAUCGACUGCUUCGAGGAAAUCUACGUGAUCACUGAACUGAUGCAGAGUGACCUCCACAAAGUCAUUGUGUCUCCCCAGCCCCUCACCACCGACCACAUCAAGGUGUUCCUCUACCAGAUCCUCAGAGGGCUGAAGUACCUGCAUUCUGCUGGCAUCCUGCACAGGGACAUCAAACCUGGGAACCUGUUAGUCAACAGCAACUGCCUGCUCAAGAUCUGUGACUUUGGGCUUGCACGUGUGGAGGAGCCAGACCCAUCUCGUCACAUGACCCAGGAGGUGGUGACUCAGUACUACCGGGCUCCUGAGGUGCUGAUGGGCAGCCGCCAUUACGGCUCUGCCAUAGACGUCUGGUCGGUGGGCUGCAUCUUUGCUGAACUACUGGGUCGACGCAUCCUGUUCCAGGCCCAGAGCCCCAUACAACAGUUGGAUCUGAUCACUGAUCUGCUGGGUACCCCUCCUCUCUCUGCCAUGGCAUCUGCCUGUGAGGGGGCCAGAGCUCACAUCCUGAGAGGACCUCACAAACCGCCGUCGCUCUCUGUGUUAUAUAUGCUGUCGGACGGGGCGACCCACGAGGCCGUGCACCUGUUGUGUCGUAUGCUGGUGUUUGAUCCGGCCAAACGGAUCUCGGGCAGCGACGCCCUCUCCCAUCCCUACCUGGACGAGGGCCGUCUGCGCUACCACACGUGCAUGUGUCAGUGCUGCUACUCCGUGCCCAGCGGGCGUGUGUACACGCGUGACUUUGAACCGCCCGCCGACCGGAACUUCAGCCACAGCUACGAUAACAGCCUGCUCUCUGUCUGGCAGGGAAAAGAGCUCAUCCAUCGCUUCAUAACAGAGCACCAGCAGGGGAAACGAGUGCCGCUGUGCAUUAACCCCCAGAGUGCCGCCUUCAAGACCUUCAUCAGGUCUACUGCGUGGCAUUCCUCCAAAGUCUCCAGGAAGGAGGAAAGAUGAAGGGAAGUAUCGUUCAAGUACAAGAAGAAUCAUGGGAAAUUCAGUUUGAUAAAAAGAACAAGACUUGCUUUGGUCAAUAUAAUAGAGAUAGGUUUGGGUUUCUCUGGAUGGAGGGGAGGUGUGAAUGAAACAGUACGCCAGCCUCUCAGAGAGAAGAACCGUGUCUGUUGGAGGAAAUGCUCACUUUUACUAAAGACUACAUUUCCCUUCAAUGACAACUACAGUUCCCAACUAUGAAAACUACUAUUGACACUGGUGAAGACUUGACUACACCAAGGCUAUAGGCAUUUCCCCAAUGCUGAAAACUAAAAUGUGCUGCUGAAUUUUUUUUAAAGGAAUAAAGAGGAAAAGUGGUAGAAUAGGGAAAUUAUUGGAAACAUUACUAGAAUAGUUGAUGUUGGUUGUGUUGUGCUCCAAUCUGGUUUAAGGUGGAGACAAAGGAAUAGCUGUUUAAUUAAUUUAUGUUGAAUAAUUGUUCUGCUCUGUUAAUUUUUAAGUCAUUCCAGCCUCGUGCAAUAUGAUGAAAAGCGUCUAAGCAACGUGCUCCUGGCGAUACCAUACUUUCUUACCUGUGCUUUUAGUGACUUAGUCAUGUUAAUGUCACAUUGAUGACCCUACCUUUAUCAUUGAUUUGGUUUGAUAGUUUCACUGGGCCCAUUCCCAAUAUCUUCGGUAAACUGGUUUUAGAUCUGCGCCACAAUGCAACCUCUGGCCUUGAGGUUCACCCCGUGCUACUUUUGAAUCUUCCCUCCCAAUCUGCCCUCGUCCAUAAGAUCAAACCAUUUCCAAGACAACAAAUUGACCUGGUUCUUUGAUUGGGUGGGGCCACGGCUUCUGAGGCAGAUGGAGCCUCGCCCAUGUUUUUAAAAUCAUAUUCUUUUAUAUUUUAAUUUGUGUUUAUUUUUAGCUUCUCUGUGAGUGGCGGUUCGAGCUUGAGCACGUGUUGUGCCCAUGUACUGAGUAGUCAGCCCUUUCAGUGUGUGUGUGUGUGUGUGUGUGUGUGUGUGUGUGUGUGUGUGUGUGUGUGUGUGUGUGUGUGUGUGUGUGUGUGUGUGUGUGUGUGUGUGUGUGUGUGUGUGUGUGUGUGUGUGUGUGUGUGCGCACGCUCACAUGUGUCUGUGUAGAAUUUAAGGUAAAGUGCAGUUUUCUGCUUCAAUGAUUUCAUUACCUCAAAAACAGUUGGAGUCAAAAAGGGAACCCAGAGAGUCUACUGGGUGAAGUGUACAUAGACCCAACUCAACUACUACGCACUGUAACGUGAUGUCAUUCCUUUGUACUAAAUCGCUGUCCUUAACCUCUGUCGCUCCCUCUUGGAAAGAGGGAUGGAAGAUGAGGGACAGAUGGCAGGAAGAACAGCUUGUUGAAAUGUGUUGGUGUUUUGUUUUUCCUUCAUUGGUUGUGGGUUUAUUUCCAGUUGAGUUCACGGCUCAGGUGUUCCGUUGCAAAGACUGUGGAUCCGACCACACAAAAACACACCGAUAUUAUUCACCAAUAACAGUGUGCCUCAACUUUUUUUUUUUUCUCCACAAAGAGGAACCGCAAAGCUCUGUGCGCUGAAGCUCUUUGACUGGAGCUAGUACUAACUAAAAUGAGGCUCCUGAAGAUGCUGCACUGUGCUAGUUGGCAUUGCCGUCAUGGCAGUGGUCAGGCCCUUGUCCCGCCACCUGAUGGUGCUAUUGGAAGUGUAGGCUAAGUGGUUGACGGGGAUUGCCAGAAUGUUUCACUUAAACAUGCAUGUCUGUAUUUAUGAUAUAUAAAGAUUUUUUUUAAAGGAAGAGGCUUUUGGAUUUGAAUGCAGUGCAAUGGGAGUUGUCGCCGUGGACAUACCUACCUUGUGGUGAUGUUAAUUAAUUAGAUUUUCGGAAAUAUGAUUCAUAUUUUUAUGUUUUGUGAUGUGAUCCAUUUAAGAUUUAUUUUUUGGUUUCACAAAUUUGCUAUUGUCUUUAGUAGAAAGCCCAAGCAGGCUGAGUUUUAGAAGAGCUCACAAGGGUACGUCUCUUUCCCUCACACCCUCCUUUCUUCUCUCUAUCCCCCUCACACUGUCCUCUCGUCUCUGUUAGCCUUUUAUAGCAGAGUCUUUUUCAUUAGGCACCAAAAAAAUCAAACAGACUAAAACUGGGAGGGACUACUUGAACUUGUUCAGUAAGAAACUUGUUGCAAAAUGUUUUCCUACAGUGUGCACUAAGGAGUAUGACUCAGCUAUGCUUAAUGUAGAAGCCAAUAAGGACAUCCCGUUCCUCACUGGAGGAGCCUCCUCUGGCAGUUCAGUAGCUUAAAGCAGCUUCUUAUCCUCCCCUUCUUUCGUUCAUUGGUGCUGAUAGGAGAAGAGAAGACUGGUCAAAUCCCUAACGGAGAGAAGCACUGUUAGGGAUUUGCUUUCAGAUGUCCAGUUCUCUUCAGAUCUAUCGUCCAUCCCAAAUGACACCCUAUUCCCUUUGUAGUGCACUACUAUUGAGGGUCUGGUCAAAGGUAGUGCACUAUAUAGGGAAUAGGGUGCCAUUUGGGACUCACUACUGAAGGAAAAGGAAGCGAGUCUACAUCCUUUGUUCAUGAGCUCAAUAGGCACUGGAGAGAAGACUACACCUGGGGAUGUUUAUGUUAGAAAUGUUUCUGAUGACAAGAAGAAAAAAAAGUGAUAUUUGUGUUGUUUUUUGGGGAUUAUUCUGAAUAUGAAACCGAUGUUGAAUACUGCUGUUUUGAAAAUGUUAAAAUUCUGUUGGUUGGUUUAUUUUUUUUGUUGUCAUGUUUUAGGAAACGUUUUGGACUUGUGCUCCCAACAAAUACUUGAAUUUCUUAAGAAAACGACUAGAGUAAAGUAGUGAAUGAAUAAAUGGAUAGUCACUGGAAACUA
Oncorhynchus gorbuscha (pink salmon) is the source of this 5531-nucleotide messenger RNA. Its product is annotated as serine/threonine-protein kinase NLK2-like. NCBI's taxonomy places the organism in Eukaryota, Metazoa, Chordata, Actinopteri, Salmoniformes, Salmonidae. Gene Ontology annotation, cellular component: nucleus; cytoplasm. Gene Ontology annotation, molecular function: ATP binding; MAP kinase activity. The record is from RefSeq and is a predicted model, not a curated record. Gene Ontology annotation, biological process: intracellular signal transduction; protein phosphorylation. Bases 1250 to 2680 code for a protein of 476 amino acids. The transcript is spliced from 11 exons.